Messenger RNA from Cladocopium goreaui, 1380 nucleotides. NCBI's taxonomy places the organism in Eukaryota, Dinophyceae, Suessiales, Symbiodiniaceae. The record is from the annotation of a GenBank genome assembly.
AUGACACGCAAAAAAAAAAUCAGCAUGAACAAGGUUCGGCACACAUGGAAUGGCAAGCGCUUUUCAAUGAGAACAUUGCUGAAUCUACGGGAGGCUGGAGGUGUCAAGGAAGACAAGCAAUGUGUGCUAGAAGCGGCAGCUUCUCAAUACACCCGGCGGUCGAGACCUUUGGAAUCAACUGGAUGGGGCCCCAGUGAAGUAUCUCGUUACAUGCGUUGGCAAUUGCGCGUCCUGAAAUCUGGUAAGAUCAAGCGAGGGCAGAUUGGGGGGUUUGCCUGGAAAUUGCCGAAGAAAUCCGAUAACGGGGAACCCGCGGAAUUGCCGGCCGAAGUGCUUUCUUUCGAGGGCAAGCAGAAGUCAAAGUCCAGGCGCAAGCAUGAGGACGAGGAGGAAACAUCCGUCGCUCCUGAGUCUGACGAGGAGGAUGAAGAGUCUGAGGACCCAGGAGCUGGCCCGACGAAGAAGGACAAGAACUGGUACCUUGUCGAAGUCGCUACUGAGAAGAAGGCGGUACUGAGUCUUGAGGAAGCCCCCUUCAAGCUCUAUGUGUAUGAGGGAAAGUCUUGUAUCAUGUCCACAGCUGACGCGGACUCUGGAAUAUAUUGUGCAGAUCUGUUCCCAAAGGGAUCCAAACCCAAACCUCCGGGUUCAGAGUCCAAACAGAAGCUUGCCAAAGCCAAUCCCAAACCUAUGGAUUCCGGCAAAGCUUCCAAGACUCCCCCCCCACCUCAAGAAGCACCUGGUCGUUCUGUCAAGCUCAAGGGCAUGGUGCCCGCAAGAGGCAGGAUUUUGGGGCUUGGGUCGGACAUGCAGCUUAGCACGAAGAGCCCAGACGUCGAGAUGGAAGCAGGUGGGUUUUCAGAGGGGGAGGAUGAGUCUCUGAAUCAGAAGGGUGAUGUGGCUGAAGAUGAUCAAAACCCCUAUCUCAUCAAGGUUGACGAUGGCAGGACAGUCAUGGUCCAUUGUGCUGUCAACAAGCAGCUCUUGUUGCCGGGAAAGUUUGAAUGGCGUAUCCAAGACCCUAGCUGUGGUGGUGAUGCUAUCCUUGAGUGUGUGAAUGGAUCCUAUCCCAAGAGAUUUGUGAAGAAUGCGUUCACUUCUUCCAAGACUACGGCGGUCGGUGAAACCAUUCCCCCUGAUGAGGUGAAAAAGGUUUUGGAACCCAAACCCAAAAAGUUGUUGGUGAUUCCUGUGGCAAAGGCAGCUGCUUCAAAGGCAGCUGCUGCGGUACCACCCACAACGCCUGCUGCUGCUGAGACUCCGAAGGAUGAAGGCUCGGAGACCAAUCCUGAGGAAGUCGAAGACCUGGGGGCCAACCCAGGUUCUGGGAUUGCAUCUGAUGAGCGGCCAAUCACGGAUUCAAUGGAUGAGACUACUUGA